GCGAGAGUGAGUGAAUGAGUAAGUGAGAAAUACAUUUAGGCUACUUCCAACUAAGCGUUUCACUAAACGGAUCAAAAAUGACUAGUCAAUUCGAAGAAGAUAUCCACGACCGGGGAGACAGUAAGAGUAAACCGCUCACUCUGCUCUCCUCCUACUGCAUCGACAGUAUUCUGGGCCGACGGAGCCCCUGUAAAGUCAGGCUGAUAGGGGCGCAAAGUUUGACAGCUCUACCCGGGAGACAGGAGGACGACAAGCAGAUCGAAGGCUCAACUAAAGACCACCUAUCAACAGACAGGGACCUUCCACCAAAGCUGCGCCGACUCUACGGACCAGGCGGGAAGUACCUGGACCACGGACGGGUUUUAGUUCACGACCUCGAAGAGAAAUUGGAUAGGGAAAGGCUUCUGGUGGACCAAGCCUGCGAGAGUCUCAAAAUCAACCAGGCUCCACAGGUGAGCAUUAGCCGGAGCAAGUCAUACCGGGAGAACGCGUCCCUAAGCCGGGGAGAGGGAGGUCAGAGCCCCGCUGUUGUGCCGGAGGAUGGACCCGGGCUGAGACUAGGGCUUAUGAAGUUCGAGGACGCGGGGAAAGAAGAGGAGAGUUGUGGGGAGGCGAUGGGUCUCUCCCCGACGGACGAGGAGAGGGAGAGCAUCCACGCCGGGGAUGGAGACGUGAGGGACGGCGAGGACAGCGUGUGUCUGUCGGCAGGCAGUGACUCGGACGAAGGGAUGCUAAAACGCAAGCAAAGAAGAUACAGGACUACAUUCACCAGCUAUCAGCUGGAGGAGCUGGAGAAGGCUUUCCGGAAGACACACUACCCGGACGUCUUCACCAGAGAGGAGCUUGCGAUGCGGUUGGAUCUGACCGAGGCGCGCGUGCAAGUGUGGUUUCAGAAUCGUCGUGCCAAGUGGCGUAAGCGUGAGAAGUCAGGUGUCCAGACAUACCCCCCUGGCCACCCUUUCCCCGGGCCCCUGUCUGCCACGCACCCUCUCAGCCACUACCUGGAUGGGGGUCCCUUCUCCACGCACCACCACCCCGCCCUGGAGUCUGCCUGGACCGCCGCGUUUCCUGGUCUAGCUCCUCACCAUAGCAACCACUCGGCCCAGCACCAAGGGACACCGCUGGGCCUUGGAACAUUCCUGGGUGCAGCUGCCAUGUUCCGUCACCCCACCUUCAUCGGGCCCACCUUCGGCAGGAUCUUCUCCAGUAUGGGCCCUCUGACCAGUGCAUCCACCGUUGCUGCACUCCUCAGCCAGCCUGCCCCGUCCAUCAAGACUCCCUCCAUCCCUCCCCCGGUCCUCUCUGACCCUUCCUCCUCCUCCCCAUCGCCCUCCUCCUCGGCUGCAGCAGACCGCAGAGCAUCCAGUAUUGCAGCUCUAAGGCUGAAGGCUAAAGAGCACUCUGCCCAGAUCACCCAGAUCCACAUCCUGCCCGGCAGAGCUCCUGGAAAGGAGGUGUGCUGAACAGCUGUUAUCCCAAUCUUUUCUCUCUCUCCUGGGCUUUUGUCCCUCACCUGUCCCCCUCUUACCUCUCAUACCUCUGGAGUGGUGUGGUGGGUGGAUCCAACCCUUAUCUCUAACCUCUGAUCUUCUAACUUCCCCACUCCUUCCCCAUAAUUCUUAGCCCCAAACAAAAAGCACAACCAAAUUCAAAGAGCACUGGCAAACCGGAGCGCUGGGUGUGUGUGUGUGUGUGUGUGUGUGUGUGUGUGUGUGUGUGUGUGUGUGUGUGUGUGUGUGUGUGUGUGUGUGUGUGUGUGUGUG
Oncorhynchus gorbuscha (pink salmon) is the source of this 1763-nucleotide messenger RNA. Its product is annotated as aristaless-related homeobox protein-like. The record is from RefSeq and is a predicted model, not a curated record. The transcript has 5 exons. Gene Ontology annotation, molecular function: RNA polymerase II transcription regulatory region sequence-specific DNA binding; DNA-binding transcription factor activity, RNA polymerase II-specific. Bases 78 to 1463 code for a protein of 461 amino acids. NCBI's taxonomy places the organism in Eukaryota, Metazoa, Chordata, Actinopteri, Salmoniformes, Salmonidae. Gene Ontology annotation, biological process: regulation of transcription by RNA polymerase II.